AAUUAUAAUUGUUUCUGCAGUCGCCAUGGCAGAUAUUGAUGCAGCGACUAGUUGUAUAAAUGUAGAUAAUACUGAUAUGAAAUCAGAUGUAACAGUAUCAUCCGUUCAAAUGGCGAUGCUCUAUUCGGCUCCCCAAACCUCUACAGAAACAACUGAUGCUGAAAUUACCACUACCAUCAAUCAUGUUCAUAAGUGCACUCUCAUACGAUGCAAGAGAGUGCAAUUUUCUGAUCCAUUAGUAACAGCAAUAUUGGAGCCAUACAAAUAUAGCAGCCAUUCCAGCAGUAUCCACAGUAUAUUCCACUACCACAAUCGACAUGGUAGAUCGACAGCAGCCGAGAAAACAGAUGGUCAAUCUAGACCAUGGAAUUGGUUGCGACAGAAUUUACAGCGAGCAUGGAGCAGCCUGUUAUUUGGCAGCAAUGAGAAUACUGCUCAUGCCAAGGAUAUGCCAGCUAACCUUUUUGUUAUAGAUACGAGCAAGUCCAACCUGCCGAUUGCAGACACGAUUGACUCGGGAAAAGUUCUUGUUGGUAGUGACGAUGGCUUUAUUGCUAGGUCAGAUAGUAGCCCAGAUGGUGAAUCCAUGGAGUCGCGCCCCUUUCAUCGUCGUAAUUCGUUAGAGUUGGUUGUGAUGCGUAAUAAUAGUCUGACCAAGAAGCCUUUACCCUCCAACCCUAUAGAAUCCGCCCCUGAUCAUAGUAGUGACAAUCCCUUAAAUACUUGGAUUAGUAAUGGUUGUCCGCCCAACAACUCAAUAGAAAAAGAAGCGGAUGUUGUUAUUGUUGGUAAGAAGAAGAGCAUCCAGCCGUCGCUGACAGUCUUGCCAGAGCAGCCACUUGAUAACACCUCAAAGCAUAAGCAGCCACCACUCGUUAUUGACGGCAACUGCUCGCCUUUGCUAUUACAAAAGUCGCUCCCAGUUAUCUUGGCCGUCGAGUGCACUUUGGAUCCUUAUAUUCCUACAAAAUCCGCCAUUGCUGAUAGUAUGACGGACAGCAAUACUAGCCAUCGACCUUGCAGUCACACCGACCCGCUUCCUAAUCCCAGCAAAAAGCUAUGGUCAUCACUAUCAACUCUCACUAGAAUCCUACACAAGACUCCGAGUCAUGAGCACCAUGCUCAAGCAAACCAGGACUCGACUAUUGCUACCAGUCGCUCUGCUGAUACCAUCAAUAUUCCUGAAACUACACCAGACGAUGCUACUGCAAGUAAGAGAAUGUCGCUCCCUCAUACUACAUCUACUGAUGGAGCUGCAUUGCCCAAGAAGGCUUUCCGGUUUCCUUCAUGGCAUUACUCCUAUACUGGAUCUUUAUCCAAACAUUCUUCCAGUGCUGACAGCAAUCCCUCCAAACCUCGGUCUGUGUCAUUUCCUCCCGGUCCCAUUCAGCUACCCGAAAUAUCAUCUGGCCCUCCCAUUACAUUCGAUACUAUCCUUCCAUUUACUGCCGAGACUUCAAAACCAUGGGACAAGUCUUUGCCUACUGUUCCUCCUUUGCCUACCGAUAACACUGGAAUUUCACAAACAGACUACCGUAAUCAUCGAUCUCGUACUCUAUCAAACAAUACUCUGGAUAAUAAUGACAAUGAUGAACUCGAUGAGUUAUGCAAGUCUGCCAAAGGCCAUGCCAUCAUGUCCGAUGCUUCUUAUGCCACUACUAAUUGUGCAUUCGAUGUUGCGGAUCAGAGUGCCGUAUUGCAAUAUUUGGGCUAUAACAACAACACUUCUGCAAACAGUGUGGUGGUUGCCAAUGGGAAUCACUCCAUCAGAUAAUCUACUGACUGCCUCGGUUUAAAGGUCUUUGAAGACCCU
Messenger RNA from Batrachochytrium dendrobatidis JAM81, 1813 nucleotides. RefSeq lists its product as uncharacterized. NCBI's taxonomy places the organism in Eukaryota, Fungi, Chytridiomycota, Chytridiomycetes, Rhizophydiales. The coding region runs from base 26 to 1774 and encodes 582 amino acids. The record is from RefSeq and is a predicted model, not a curated record. The transcript has a single exon.